AUGAAGGCAGGAACAUCUACUUUGAAUCCAUAUGCAGCAUCAUAUGUACCGCUCUCUAAAAGAGGAGCAGCUGAUGGAAACAAAGAUUAUAAGAGUGGAAAUGAGGCUGUAUGGCUGGGUCCCCAUUCUGAGGGUACAACAAAAAAGCAGCAACAGAUUGCUGAGGAUCCUACAUUGAAAGGUUACCCUGUUCAAGGAUUUUAUGGUUCAUCCUCACAUAAUCCAAGGGAGAUGACAGAAAAGCACACCAUGGAUGAGGUUUUUGACAUGGAUUUGGCAUAUCUUCAGAUGACAUUUCCUGGUGUAUCUGAUGAGUCCCUUUUCGAUGUCUACUUGGCAAACAAAGGCGACUUGGAAGCCACAAUUGACAUGCUGAAUCAACUUGAGCUGUACAGCGUCGAUUCUUCUGGAAAGCUUCCAGACUCAUUGGACAUUGGUGAUGUUUCAGAGUCGGGGUCUUCUAGCAAUCACGCAGCGCAGAAACUGAGGCAGGUGGCUGGUGAGAUCAGUGUUUCUUCGUCAGCGCCGACCACUGACCACCCCUCGCCUAAACCUUCAGCCGUGACUGUGAGGCUUAACUUGGUGGCUACAGAUAUCAGGGAGGAGAGAGGGAAAGAGCGGAGAGACAGAGAGAGACGUUAUGCCAAUGGCUUUUGUUUUUGCACUGAAUAUGAUUCCCAGAUUCUGAAAAAGCAUGAAUUUGUGAUUGUCUUUUCAGUUCCAGGAAGCCCACAAAUUGAAGAGCUUCCGUUUGUGGGGUCUUCAUAUUCUGCUGUUCAAGCACUUGAAUUUCCUGAAGAAAAUGUGACACCAAAUUGCAUGGAAUUACAACAACGAAUGCAGAGUUAUGCUACAUCAGGUUGCAUUAGGAAAGCUCUUGAGACUAUGAAUUACAUGAGGAAUGUGCCUGGGAAACCGACAGUUUAUGAUUUCAAUUCAUUGAUUUAUUGUUAUUUGAAGUCAAAACACGUGUCAUUGGAAGAAUUGGUUGAAGUGUAUUUUGGGAUGAAGAGGUUUGGGCCGUGUCCAAAUGCAUUGACUUUCAAUACCCUCUUGAAUGGGAUGGUUGCACUAGGGAAGUUGAAAGAUGCGUUUUGGAUUGCUGAGGAAAUGUGCGCAAGUGGGUUUUUGCCUUCCUUUAGUUCCUUGUCAAAAUUGCUGAAGAAGUUAUUGGAUUUCGGGAGUUUGGUGGAUUCACUUAAUGUACUGGAACUGAUGUUGGGAUGUGGCUAUUUUCCAACUGAACCCACUUUGAAUUUGUUGAUUGUUGGCCUUAGCAGAGCUGGGAUGGUUAGUGAGGCGCACUUUGUGUUUUCUAUUCUUCUGGGAAGUGGCCAUUUUCGAGGUGCGUAUAGCUAUAAUCCUAUAUUAUGGGCUUUGUGUAAAUCUAAUAAGAGUUAUAGUGCAUUGGCAUUUUUUUAUUCCUUAAAGAAGAAGGGUCUUCUAGAUAAUGUAUGUUCAUAUACAGCUUUGAUUUAUGGGUUUAGUAGGGAAAGAUUAUGGGAGGAAGCUUUCCAAUGUUUAAAUGAAAUGAAAGCUGACGGUUGUAAGCCUAAUGUGAUUACAUACACUGUAAUUAUAAAGUUUCUCUGUGAUAAUGGGAAGAUUGGAGAGGCAUUGGGCCUCUUGCAAAAGAUGGAAAAGGAAGGAUGUGGUCCAGACUUGGUAACAUAUAAUGUUGUUCUUCGUGAACUUUGUCAACAAAAUAUGGUUGUUAAAAUUGGUGAGCUUGUCCAGGAAAUUGAUCAAAGAGGAUUUUCUCCUGAUUCAUUCACCUAUGCUGCUUUGGCUGGGGGCCUGUUAAAAGUGGGCAAAAUAGGGCUUGCCAAUGAACUGUUGCUCGAUAUUAUAUCUAGGGGUUGCAGGAUGGAUGCUGCAGUUUACAAUAUAUACUUCCAGACUUUUUGUUGUGACAAUAGGUCAAGAGAAGCAUUAUCUUUGAUGAAGAGUAUGAUGGAGACGGGCUUUAGACCUAAUAAUGUAUCAUAUAACACAAUUUUGAAAGGAAUUUGUGAAGAAAACAACAUUGAUGAAGCUCUGGAGUUCUUCGAUCACAUUGACUGGAGCACAAAUGGGCCUGAUUUGAUUUCGUUCAAUACGAUUUUGUCUGCAGCAUGCAAACAGGGAAACUCUUCAAUGAUUCGAAGGAUCUUGUAUCGAAUGGAGUAUGAAGGUGUUAAGCUUGAUGUUGUAAGUUCAACUUGUUUGAUUCAGUAUUUCUGUACAGUUGGGAAGAUUCCAGAGUGCUUAAAGCUUUUGGAAUAUAUGAUGAAUAGUGGUCCUAGUCCCAAUAUAGUGACUUUUAAUACCAUUCUUGUCAACCUUUGCAAGAACCGGUUGCAUGGAGUAGCAUGGAGAUUUUCACGUAUUUAA
Ilex paraguariensis (yerba mate) is the source of this 2373-nucleotide messenger RNA. NCBI's taxonomy places the organism in Eukaryota, Viridiplantae, Streptophyta, Magnoliopsida, Aquifoliales, Aquifoliaceae. The record is from the annotation of a GenBank genome assembly.